Molecule: messenger RNA, 2507 nt
Organism: Podarcis raffonei (Aeolian wall lizard)
Lineage: Eukaryota; Metazoa; Chordata; Lepidosauria; Squamata; Lacertidae
Gene: RABEP2
Product: rabaptin, RAB GTPase binding effector protein 2
Exons: 13
Coding region: 799-2262 (487 amino acids)
Biological process (GO): endocytosis
Cellular component (GO): intracellular membrane-bounded organelle
Molecular function (GO): growth factor activity; GTPase activator activity
Source: RefSeq, a predicted model, not a curated record
AGGAGGAGGAGCGGCCGGCCGGCCGGCCAGCCCGAGAGCGCGCCAGCUUGGGACUCUGCCCGGCUCCUGGGCCGGAUAGGCAGGGAGGGAUGCGAGACUCUUCCGGGGGAGGCGGAGCCCGGCCGCCUUCCUGCUUCCUGCCCCGCUCGGCAGGCAGCGUCUCUCUCGGCUGCUGCCUGCGCUGGGAGAAAGGAGACUUCUCCGAAAGAAGGAAGCGCCCAGAGACCCAGACGCUCCUGCUGCGCUCAGGCAGGGGGAUCCUCCGGAGCCAAGCCGGAUCCGCGACCAGCUUCCCCCCAAAAAGCCUCCGGUCUGCAGCGAACCCCAAAAGUAGGCAAACAGCCAACAACAGAACAGACAUUGCAGAUUCCCGGAACGUGGGUCUUCCCACUUUGGCGAGCUGACGACUAGGUAUCCAAGGGGGGAGGCUCUGCCUUCCAUGGAAGAGCCUCUGAUCCCUGCCUAUCUGGCGCUUGCAUCCAGGCAAAUCCCCAGCCAACUGGCCUCCACCACUCAAGAAGAACAGGAAUUCACGGCACGCCUAAGGCCUUGCCAGGAGCAGUGAAAGCACCCUUUCGGCAGCCGCUGUGCCGCCUUCACUUCAAGUCUCUUCAGAAUCCCUCAGGAAAUGUCCGGCAGAGAGUGAAGAUGAAUAAGUAGCCAUCUCCGUUGGCUCCGCUGGGAUAUUUUUGCCCAUGUCCAGCAGCAUACAAUAGAUUUUGAGCACUCCCGUGUUUUUACUCGGCUGUUUCUGGGCUCCGCUCAGCCUUCAGGGAACCCGAAGCAGCAACAGCCAGGAUGGAAGAACCUCAGCAGGUGAAGGAUGUGGGUGCCCCUCCAGGCCUGAGCCUCCCCCGAGAUCCAGACCCCCAAAAGACCAUCCAGAUACUGCAAGCCCAGCUGUCAGCUGCGUUGGCCGAAGUGGAGACCGUCCGAGCUGUGGCUGCUGUGAGCGAAGGCACGAAACAUGAGGCCGUGGACGCUGUCCGGCGCCGGUGCCAGGAGGAAGUGGCUUCCCUGCAGGCCAUCUUGAAAGACACCAUCUCCAGCUAUGAGGCUCGUCUCUCGGCUUUGGAGCGCGACGGCCGGGAGAAUACCUGGAGCCGCUUGCUGCCAAGGCCCAACCCCCUGGACUCGCUGGAGAAGCAGAUGGAAAAGGCGCAAGAGGACACUCUGCGACUCCGGGCGAUCGUUCUCCCCAUGGAGCAGGAAAUUGCUGAGCUGAAAGCAAAGCUGGCACAUGCCGAGGGCCUGGUUCAAGAGCUGCAGGCUGAGCAGCGUUCUUUAUGUAGCUCCUCUGAAUCCCUCCUCGCUGACUCUGAGGCCAUGCCCUCCGAUGCCCCUGGAGACGACCCUGGCACUUUGGCAGAAGGAGGAGGAGUGGCAGAGAAAUUUGCCCGCAGCCUGGACAGCGUUUCCAUCGCCUCUUUCUCGUCAUUGGCACCGAGUCCGGGGCCUGCCGUCCGGCGCAGGCGUCCCCCUAGCCCAGAGACGGCCUCCAUCGCUUCCUCCACGGGGACCCUGGUGCCCGAGACCAUCUACUUACCGCCGGCCGGGUACCAGCUGGUGCCGGACUCGGAGUGGACGCAGCUCCACACACAGGUGCGGCAACAGUGCGAAGCCCUGGAAGAGGGGGCACGGGAAAAGGCCGGCCUGCAGGAGGCGCUGAGGCGCAGCAAUGAGGAAUGCAGUAAGCAGGUCCAGGUUCUCCUGACUCAGGUGCAGACUUCAGAGCGCCUCCUCCAAGGCCUCCAAGCUACAGUGAGCGAAACUCAGCGCCAAACUCAGGAGCAAAUGGCUGACCUGGCUGCUUCCCACAAGCGCCUGAGCUACGAAGUGCAGCGCCUCAGUGCUGAGAACGAAGGGUUGCGGGGGGCCAGUUCCCAGGAUUCCCGCCCACCGGAAUCUGAUGAGAGCAGCAGCUUGCCUAGCACUGUUCCGGAGCUGCAGGCCUUGGUGCACCAGCUGAGGCAAGAGUCUGCCUCUCAGCUCCGGGCUGCUGAGCACCAGGCUGAGCGCCUACGAAUCGAGAUUGUGUCUCUGAGGGAGCGGCUGGACCAGGAGACGGCAUCUCGGUCAGGACUGCAGGGGGCGCUGGAGAGAGAGCAAGAAGAACGAGCCUCCCUGAACAGUAUCCGGACUGAGAUGGAGAGGAUGCAGCAAGGGCAGGAAGAGAUUAGCAGAGCCCAGGGAUGUGUGCAAUCUGAUGCUCCCUCUCUGGGAGAAGCCAGCGGCCUUCAGGAUAGGAGGUCAGAGCCUUAGAAGGAGGAUAGGGGAGGUCACCUCUGCCCUUCCUCACCUUCUUGGCACAAUGGGAACCUCAGGGAAACCUGCCAGGCACCAAAGGGGUCAUCUCUGUCCUCCAGAGCUCUUCCAGGUCUCUUCUACAUGGGCAGGAGAGCAAGAACUCUGGAGGGAGGAUGGCUGGAACCUCCCAUUCUUACUCCCCUUCCCACUGAAUGACACUGGAGCUUCCAGAACACAAUAAAGGAAAUUUUUGUACCUUC